Messenger RNA from Brassica rapa (field mustard), 1902 nucleotides. Its product is annotated as casein kinase 1-like protein 6. Gene Ontology annotation, biological process: protein phosphorylation. The record is from RefSeq and is a predicted model, not a curated record. Lineage: Eukaryota; Viridiplantae; Streptophyta; Magnoliopsida; Brassicales; Brassicaceae. Gene Ontology annotation, molecular function: ATP binding; protein kinase activity.
UACUGGGUCAAUGUCUUUCGUUGCAGAAAUCGAUUGGCGUCGUCCACCUUUGAUUUUGGGAAUGUGACAAAUCUCAAACAUGGGGAUGUAGUUUUUGUCGAUUUUUUUUUCUGAUGAACUUCUGUCUGAUUUAUUACAUCUUCCGGCGAUUCAACUCUUCUUCCACGGCAUUGGAUGGUUCCUUUCCCUGACGCAGGAGAGAAAGGUGUUUAGGGUUCUUGUCUGAAUGGACUUGAAAAUGGAUAAUGUAAUCGGUGGCAAGUUUAAGCUUGGUCGGAAGAUCGGCGGUGGCUCUUUUGGAGAGCUUUUUCUUGGAGUAAGUGUGCAAACCGGAGAAGAAGUCGCUGUUAAGCUGGAGCCUGCGAAAACUAAGCAUCCACAACUUCAUUAUGAGUCCAAGAUUUACAUGCUUCUACAAGGAGGAACUGGCAUCCCCAGCCUCAAGUGGUUUGGGGUUCAGGGAGACUACAAUGCGAUGGUCAUUGAUCUGCUUGGUCCGAGUUUGGAAGACUUGUUUAACUAUUGUAAUAGGAAGCUCACUUUGAAGGCUGUUUUGAUGCUUGCGGAUCAACUGAUUAGCAGAGUUGAGUAUAUGCAUUCAAGGGGAUUUCUACACCGAGACAUAAAACCAGACAAUUUCUUGAUGGGACUUGGUCGCAAAGCAAACCAGGUCUAUGUCAUUGAUUUUGGACUUGCAAAGAAGUAUAGGGAUCUCCAAACACAUAGACACAUCCCUUACAGAGAAAACAAGAACCUUACCGGCACAGCUCGGUAUGCUAGCGUCAACACUCACCUUGGUGUUGAACAAAGUCGAAGGGAUGAUCUGGAGUCUCUUGGUUAUGUGCUCAUGUAUUUCCUGAGAGGAAGUCUCCCAUGGCAGGGACUAAAGGCUGGCACAAAGAAACAGAAGUAUGACAGAAUCAGCGAGAAGAAAGUUUCAACUCCUAUAGAGGUUUUGUGCAAAUCCUAUCCACAAGAAUUCGUAUCAUACUUUCAAUACUGCAGGUCCUUGCGAUUCGAAGACAAACCAGACUACUCGUAUCUAAAGAGGUUGUUCCGAGAUUUGUUUAUCCGCGAAGGUUAUCAGUUUGACUAUGUAUUUGACUGGACUGCACUGAAACACCCUCAGAGUAGUUCUAGCUCCCGGUCCAGCUCUCACGGAAGGCAUCGUACCGGUAAACCAGUUGUGGCUGCGGGACCAUCUGCUGAGAAACCUGAAAGGAUCUCAGUUGGGAGGGAGAUCCGCGACAGAUUCUCUGGUGCAGUUGAAGCAUUCGCGAGAAGAAACGCUACAGGAGCCACUCCCCAUCAAAACCAGACCAAGCAUCGAACUCUUGACGAUGUUCCUCCACCAAUGAAACCUGCUGUGAAUAUGGUAUCUGAGAAAGGAAGAAACACUUCCAGAUACGGAAGUGCUUCAAGGAGAGCGGUGGCCUCAGGGAGUAGACCAAGCUCUUCAGGUGAACAAGGGGACAGCCGCGGCUCAAGCCGUGUGGCCUCUAGUGGAGGUGGUGUUCGACCAUCUGUUUUCCAGAGAGCUCAAGCGGCAGCUGGUGUGAGUGGAUAUGAGUCGAAGACAGCCUCUGCCUUUAACCGCAACAGAGUGGCUGCUUCUAGGACUGCACGUGAUGAUGCUCUCAGAAGCUUUGAGCUUCUUUCGAUCCGCAAAUGAGAAAGAAGUAAGAAACAAAACGAAAGUUACUAUAAAUCAUCUCCUUUUCUGUAAAUUGGAUUCUUCUUUACAUGUGUGUUGUUGUUUGGUCCUCACGUUUCCACGAAACUCCCAUUUUUUUCAUGUAUUAUGAAUGUAACGUUUCUCUGGAUUUUUGUAUUAAAUUGUUACGCUCUUGUACUGUAAUCACGACAAGUUGUUACUCGUAUAUCUUGAUUUUUUUUGUGUUU